Geodia barretti is the source of this 588-nucleotide messenger RNA. The record is from the annotation of a GenBank genome assembly. Lineage: Eukaryota; Metazoa; Porifera; Demospongiae; Tetractinellida; Geodiidae.
ACAAACAACGAGACACCGAGAACAGUACUAAUGUUCAAGCUACAGCAGAAGCGAAAGGAGGAAGCGGAGAAGAAGGUCCGCGAGACCACCAGUCCUCCGUCUCUGAGCAAACAAAUGUCAGUCAGGAGCCGUUUCCUGACGCGAGAGGUCUCCGAGAUCCAAUCCUGCAUGCCCAAGACGUGCUCCGUCAGUUUCGGUGACGUAGACGACUUGAGACGUUUCACUCUCUACAUCUCCCCCGAGGAGGGCUACUGGAAAGGCGGGAAGUUCACAUUUGAAAUAGAGAUCCCUCCCGAGUACAACAUAAAGCCGCCCAAAGUAGUGUGUCUUACAAAACUAUGGCACCCCAACAUAACAGAAGAGGGGAAGAUAUGUCUGAGUAUACUGCGAGAACACACUAUGGACGGCACUGGCUGGCUGCCCACGCGGAGUCUCAAAGACGUGAUUUGGGGACUGAAUGCACUGUUUACCGACUUGUGUGAUUUCGAGGACCCUCUGAAUGUACCGGCAGCCGAACAGCACAACAUUAAUAGGAGGGCUUUCGAGAGGAAGGUCCGAGACUAUGUCAGAUCUUAUGCUGUUGAGUAG